Magnolia sinica is the source of this 2916-nucleotide messenger RNA. Its product is annotated as pentatricopeptide repeat-containing protein At4g04790, mitochondrial-like. The record is from RefSeq and is a predicted model, not a curated record. Bases 137 to 2809 code for a protein of 890 amino acids. Gene Ontology annotation, molecular function: protein binding. NCBI's taxonomy places the organism in Eukaryota, Viridiplantae, Streptophyta, Magnoliopsida, Magnoliales, Magnoliaceae. The transcript has 17 exons.
CCAUCCCCUCCCUCCACUGUGCUCGCUCCUACCAAAGCUUCUCGUUUCCUCCCGCCCGAAACCUUAAAAAGCAAAAACCCUCCAAAUCUCAAUCCCCAGCCAAAGGCUUCUCCCUUGGAAUGCAACAACGCCUGAAAUGCGCGGCCCAGAAUCGAAAAAACUAAGUUCGAUUUUCGGCUCCGCCUUGAAAAACAUCUCCGAGAAAUCCGAUUCCAAUCCUUUGGCUGCCGCAGCAGCUACUGAUAAAACCAUAAAGGAGCUGAUUUCAUUGCCUUCCUCAUCCUCAUCCUCCAGCAGCAGCAUCAAAUCCAGCUCCGGGAAGCCGCUGAAGUCGUCGAAGAAAUCAGCUAGGGUUUUGUCCAAACCAUCAUCUGCUUCGUUGUCUCGGCCGAAGAAAUCCCGUUCGGAGACCAGAAGUGAAACGGUGGAUCUGGAUAAAUUCUCUCUCGACUCUGACAACUCGCCAGGAGAGGUAUUGAAGGAAAUAUCUUCUAUAUUACGUGGCAAUAACUCUUUGGACUCGCUCAGCGUACCUGCAUCUAAAAAGCCUGAUGUCGGGAAAUCGCUGGACAAGGUCUUAGACAUGCCAUGGUUCUCGAAUAUGUCCCAGACCUGCAUUUCACUACGUCGGAAGGAACUUUCACGGGAAAGAAAACAAAAAUGGAUUUUCAAGAAUACCCAAACUCAUCGUUUUGAGGGUUUAGUAAGAAUGUGCGCACAAAAGCUGGGCACUGAAGCAACUCUUGAGGUUUUUGGUAAACUGGGAAGAGAAACUGGCGUCAAAGAAUACAAUGCCUUGAUAAAAAUAUGCAUAGAGAAGGCAAGGCAGAGUAAUGAUGAAGAAAUUUCAUUAGAUGAAAUUCAAAAGGCCUUUCAACUAUUUAGAUCAAUGAGAGAGCAAGGAUUUCAAUUGGAAGAAGAAAGUUACAGCCCAUUGCUUAUGUAUUUGAUUGAUAUGGGAAUGAUUGAGGAAUUCCACUUCUUUUGUGGACUUAUCAAAGAUGAGAACCCAGGUUCUUUUUCAAGAUUGGGAUAUUAUGAGAUGCUGCUUUGGAUUAGAGUAAACAAUGAAGAUAAGGUUCAGGAGCUAUGCAAUUCAGUUGUUGAUAGUAUUGAAGAUAGUCUUGAUUUAGCUGUAAGCUAUUUAUUGGCUUUGUGCGAAACUGAUAAGGAGGAGCUUUUGCAACUGUUAGAGGUGGUGGAUAUGACAAAAAUUUCAUCCAUGGAGUAUGUAACAACAAUAUUUAAAUCAUUAGGGAGGCUGUUAUUGGAAAAUUUUGCAGAGAAAUUCUUUUUGGCAUUCAAGAUAUCAGAGGCUCGAGAAGAAGAUAUCUCAUCCUUCAUCUAUAACUAUGUUAUUAGCAUGCCAAACUUAGCGGUUGAAGAAGUCAUUUCAAAAUUUAAAGACUUGCAUGAGAAACUCGAAGUUCUACCUUCUUCCGCAUCAUAUGACAAGCUCAUUACGUAUUGUUGUAAUUCACUUCAGGUUAAAUUAAUUGACUCAGCUGAUGAUAUCAGGAGGGUCUUCAUCAAAUUAUUGAUGCGAAUGUUUCAGAAUUUGGGUCUGGCCCUGUCUGUUGAAACUUUUCAACCAAUUCUUCGUGCGAGUGAGCAGAGCUUUGAGCUUGAUUUGGUCCAUCCAAUUUAUUCAGUUAUACGUCACUAUGAUUUGAAGCCGAAAGGCGUGACCUUCAAAAGCAUGAUAAGUUUGUGUGUGAAGAUGAAAGAUUUUGAAGGUGCAUACAACAUGCUAAAAGAUGUGGAAGAAAUGAACAUAACGCCAACAGCAAACAUGUACAAUGCUAUAAUGGCUGGAUACUUCAGGGAGAAAAACAUUCCUGGUGGGUUGAUGGUUCUCAGGCAAAUGGAAUUGGCAAAUGUAAAACCGGAUUCUGAGACUUUCAGCUAUUUAAUAGGAAAUUGUGAAUGUGAAGAGGAUAUCGUCAAGUAUCAUGACAAAUUGCAGCGUGCUGGAGUUCAAGUUACAAAGCAUGUUUAUAUGGCUCUUAUAAAUGCAUAUUCAAAUUGUGGGCAAUUUGAGAAGGCAAAACAGGUGGUCUUGCAUCAAGGAAUACCAGUAAAGAACAUAAAUGAGAUUAAGAGCGCACUUGUAUCAGCCCUUACAUCAAAUGGGCAAAUAUUAGAUGCACUGGAAGUAUAUGAAGAAAUCAAGCAAGCUGGAUGCCAUCUGGAAGCCAAGGCCAUUAUAUGCCUCAUUGAGAACCUCCGGUCUGAAGGAGAAUUGGAUAAGCUGCUUCAGCUACUUGGCGAGUUGAAUGAUUUCAACAGUUGGUUUGAUGGGUGCAGCAGAGUUGUCUUGUACUGUGCUCGAUACAAGCUUCUAAGUUCUGCUGUGGAAUUGCUCAAACAGCUUAAGGAGAAAGAUGAAUUGGCUACAUCUGUUGUUUUUGACCAGAUAUUUAGCCAAGCAUUGGGGUCGGAGCCUACAGAUUUAGAGACUGGAUUAAGUUUACUCCAGUCUAUGAAGGAAGAUCUCGAUCUUCGUCCUUCUCGUACAAGUCUUGAUUUCCUACUUAGUGCUUGUGUAAGUGCAAAGGAUCCAUGUAGUGCUGAGCUGAUCUGGGAAGAGUAUAAAAAAGCUGGUCUUUCCUUCAAUGUAUUGACAUUCUUGAGGAAGUACCAAGUUCUUUUGGCUUCAGGGAAGCAUACAUCUGCAGCCAAACUGCUGAAGAAAAUACAGAAAGACGACCCACAUGUUCGCUGCAUCAUCAAUGCAUGCAAUGCAACUUACUGGAAAACCACAUCCACAGGAGAGACGAAGAAGAACAGUCAGAUACAGAGGUAUUAAAUAGCAUUUUACUUGUGUAACUGUCCGACACCCGUAAUUAAGGGACUUGGAUUCAGAAUUAUUCAAAUGUAUUAGAAAAUGGAGUUUUUAAGGUGGUUUUUCUUUUU